UACCGGGAAACUGUUGGCUUUACUUAUUUUUCCUCUCAGUUCUUCUGGUCUUAAUAAAGUUUUUUAACUCUCUAAGUUGAACUAUUUAGUUGGUUUAAGCUGAACCAAUUCAAGAAGCAAGAAACUAGUUAGAGUCAGAGCUUGAGAAAAACAGAAAGGUGAGAAAUAAGUUGGAAUAACAAAAAGUGAAAAGGAAAAAGAGAAAUAAGUUCUACUAAUUUUUUUAAAUCUCCUAAAAAUCUCUUUGUAUUUAUCUGCUUUCCACUGUCACCAUGACCCAGAGGAAUGCAGUACCUUCCUAACUGUCCUGUCUGUAUCUGCUCUAGAUUUUGCAUCUCUUCUCUGUUUUCUAUGCUUUAGCCUGCCAAGGUGAUCUUUUUAAAAUGCAGAUCCAAUCUUACCACCUCCCUGCUUACAAACACUUUUCCACUGUAUUUAGUAUACACCCAGAUCCUCACCCCAGUCUCUUCAUGGUUGAGCCCCUAUCUGCAUCUCUCAAUUAUUUAUGCUGCAGUGCCCUUUGCGCAUUUUUAUGCCUACAUCCCAAAGGACGUUUUUCUUUCUUGUAAGUACCAGGUUGCCAGCCUUCCAAAUUACUGUUUCACCUGCCUCGAGUUUUUCCUCCCUCUCACCCUAGUUAGCACCCAUUCAACCUAUAGAUUACAACUCUGUUAACACUCUGAAAGCCUUCUCUGAUGCCUCGCCCAGUUUUCAGGCAAGGUAAAAGUCCAUUGUGUAAAUUCUCAAGGCAUCUUUCUGUUAUUCAACAUUAGACUAGUUUUAGCAUUGCAUGACAACAGGAACUGUCUGUUCUUACCUCAGCAUUUUACUUCUGGAAACCUGGUACAAUGCGUGCUAACACAGAGAAGGCACUUAAUCUUUAUUCAGUGGGUGAUCGACAAAGUCCUCCUAAUCCUAAACUUUUCAUUUGGAUUUAGCUUAUUUUUUUAAAUCUCUGUAUCUUUGUCAAUUCAGUGAGUUAAUUAUUCUCUUGACAUGCACUCCUUAUUCCAGGCACAAUCUUAGGCAUUAAGUACAAAAAGAUCAAUGAAUAGAGGUUCCUGCUUUCAAGGAAUUCAUACAUCAGAUUGCUAUAAUUUAGGGUUUUAAAAACACUCUGUAACAACCUCAGUUGUUAGUGUUCCAUUUUCCGUUCAUUUCAGUGCUUGUUAUACUUACCCAGCAAAGGUGGAGCCUUCCAACCCUCAGCCCAGUGCUGCCUUCGGUGGCAUCUCAGGCAGCCGCACAGUGACAGUGCCAUGGUGGUUCCAGUCCUGUGCAUGCUACCCCACGGAUGGGAAGGUUUUCCUUAAUCCUCAGACUUCAGAAUAAUCUACAAGGGCUGGAAUUCUCCUUGGAGCAGAUUCCAGGGCUCCCCCUUAGACAGUCAGUAGAUGCUGGAGUGGAUCCCAGGAUCGUCAUGUUGAACCAGCACUGCUGAUGAUUCUGUCGCCACAGACUCAGUGCAGUGGGUCAGGUACUGACCACGUGCUCCAUGGGGAGGAUGCGGGACAUAACAAAGGGCUCUGCAUGUUUGCCUUGUGGGACUGAUAGUCCAGAAACAAAACGGUAAGAUAAUUUUAGUAAAUGAGCUGGAAAAAUGGAACAAUUGGUUUAAAGCAGAUUGGAAUGGUUGCUCUUUUCUCUCCACCUUAACUUCUUUCUUCCUUGAUGCCUUAAUGAUUCAAAAUGAAGAUUUGAAAAAAAAUUCACAAUAUUCAUAUUUAUCGAAUAAAGAUUUUGCAUUUAACUAGUUCUAAGUGUUAAAAUCAGGACAGUCUAACCUGCCACAUCUUUGUUUAAAAAGGUGAUUGCUUUUCAAUUCCGGGUCUCCUCAGUUGUCUGGUUCAAGUAGCCUUGAAUAGCAAAAAGGAAGGAAGGAAGGUCCCAACUCCCAAAGGUCCAAACAUAUCAAUAAAACUGAAGUUUCUAUUUCUUAAAUCAUCUCUCCCUUUAAAAAAACACUGGAUCUUUUCUUUGGAUUUGGGGGAACUAUAGCAGUAUUUCCAAAAGCAUAUCUAAGGGCGUGGAACUUGCUUCAUUCCCUCAGGUUGACUGUUGACUAGGCAGGAGAAAGCUGACUCAUCUGCACAAAGAAUAAAGUCAGCCUGUCCUUUUCUAAAAUACGUCUGUAAAGAGCAGACGUCUGGACGUGCACAGACUUGCUCCCUCACAGCUUUACAGUUGCAGUGCAGUUAAAGACUGGGAGUGGCAGGAGUCCGCCCUGACUGUGCCUGGGCAGGUCAGAUGUUUGGAGAUGUAGCAGAUGAAGAGUGCGUUUGCCCUUUUUACUGCUUCUCCAUAAAAACCUGCUUUGGGUUUGGAGGUCGGAUUAUCGUCCUUAUGAAAUAGUCAAACAGCCUCGCCAUGGACCAGAAGAAUAUAAACCAAAGCAGGGUGAGAUUGAUCUUGGCACUACCUACAAACGGGAUUUUAAUUCUUAUAAAGUACAGCCUGUGGCAAUAGUCCGGCCUUUGGAGAGACAACAAGUUAAAAAAGGAAAGUUGGACACGGUCCCAACCUAUAAAGCAGACAGCUGUGGAAGCAAAGCACUAAAAUUCCAGAAAGGGAGGAGUUCUUCCUAGUGGAACUGAGAUGGCCCAGUGUUUACUUCCCUGGGAGCAUUUGAAGUCCAGACCCAGGCUGAAGAUUGGGCCUGGCGUAAGCAGAGAGACAGAGAGAAAGGAAACCAGUGGAGCACCUGACGUGUGGGCUGAUGAUUAUAGAGCUUGGGACAUUCAGAAAAGUGAACUUUGUAAACCAGAACAAAGUUACCAUCCCCCUACCGUGAAAUUUGGAAAUUCAACUACAUUUCAGGAUGACUAUGUUCCUCAGGAGAUAAAGCCGAGGCAAAGCUUUAAACCCAGCUCCAAUGUCAAGCCUUCUUCAGCGCCUUUUCACGGCGACACAAGCCACCGCCUCGAUUAUAUACCUCAUCAGCCAGAAGUCAAGUUUGCAAGGCCAAAAGAAGUUUACAAGCCAACCAGCCAACCCUUUGAAGAUCUCACAACUCACCGGUAUGACUUUCAGGGUCUUGUGGGUGAAACUGCAAAAAUCUGCAGGCCGGCAGAUACCAGAGUGACCCAAAACGCUCAGUUUGAAGGAAGUACGGAAUUCCGUGCAAGUUUUCAGCCAUGGGAAAUCCCAGCACCCAAAGUCAAGGAAGUACAGGAGUACGUCCCUCCCACAGGGGCCAUGCCGUCACACAGCACAAGCCAUCUUGACUACAUUCCACAUCAGGCCAAGCGUGUCACUCCCAUCAGGCCAGCUUCUCAUAGAAGAAAUAACCAUUUUCCUUUCCAAGGAAAAAGCACCAUGAAGGAAGAUUUUCCAGCAUGGGAAAGUUGUCGUCAAGGGCUUAUUAAGAAUCAGCAGCAGAUUCCCAACCCAUCUGGAAAAUUUGAUGGUCUGAGUACAUUCAGAUCUCACUAUGUGCCCCAUGAACUGAUUCCAGCAGAGAGCUGCAAACCUUUAAAUGUUCCUUUCAAGAGUUCCAUCCCACUUGGUGACGGGACCAUGGACCCUGCAGAGCAUGCACCAGAGAAACAGGAAAUCUGCCCUGCUAGCUACCCUUCUCCUCCGGGCUACAUCUUUGAAAAUACAGAUUCCCGAGGUCACAAAUUCUUUCGAAAGAUUGCCCCCAGAGUGGAAGCCUUCUGAUCACCAAAUCAUGUUUAAGAGGAAGCUAAAAGGGUGUUUGCUUUCCAAGAGCAAAAUCAUUCUUCUGUAGUAGAAAAAAACUUAUGAGAGAGCUAAAAUCAGUUUUAAAAUCUUUAAACAAGAAAAUUGGAAAAUUUCUUGUAGGAAAUCAGGAUCAUGAAAUCAUCUUGUACAGAUGUUUUAACCCAGAUUGUUCUUUAAUAUGCAUAUCUGAAAGUUGAAUGAUAUACAUUCUGAACUACUUUAAGCCCCAACAUACUGUUUGGAAGGCUGUCUCCAACCUAUUAUCAUUUAUUCUUGUGUUUAUAAUUGUUAUGCACAUCCCAGUGACCCUCUGUCGAGCACCGUGGGACUCUGGAACACCACUGAACACGCUGCAUAGGUCCCUCUCCCAAGACAAGAGCACUCAUUCUUGUCAGACAUCAGGCAUCUACACGGUGCACACUAAGCCAGGUUUUGUGGGGGGGGGGGGUAAAGACUUCCCAGCGCCCACCAUGUUCAGGUUGGUCAGAGGCGCCGUGGUGUGGCAAGCAAGGCACCCUGGGCUGGGAGUCAGAGGGUCUCAGUUCCAAGGACAGCAGUUUCUAUUUGUGCCACCUACACAAUGAUUCAUGUUUUUGAGCCUCAGUGUCUUCAUUUUUAAAAGAAUAUCUGCUGUUCCUACCUCACAAAAACUCAGUUUUGAGUAUCAGAUCAUAUGCUACAUUGUGACCUGUAAAGUAAAAGUGCUAAGGAUGUCGGGGAGCGUUAAUAAGUCAACCUCUUUUUGUACCUGUUUUCUCCUUUUUCAAAUUAAGAUGAUUGCAUACCAAAUACUCAGUUUCUGAUCUAUAGCAAAGAUUGUAAAAUAAUCUGAUUUGCUUCAAGUUUAGGAGUAGUCUGAGUUUCUGAGAAGAGUCUUUCUCUAACGGGUCAGCAACACCCAAGAUGUGGUCACAGACAAGGGAGAGCUCGGGGGGAGAUAACACGGUCUGAAUGACAGUGUUGCCAGAAAGGAAAAGCAUUUGCUAGUCACUUUAGGAAUGGCCAGCAGCCCUGGAGAAAUCCUCAGGGCGACCUUGGGUGAUCUGCACCUAAAUGCCCUGCCCGCAUCACGGUUCAGAACAGCCAGGCGCAGCUGGGGGCACAGUCAGGCCUCUCCGCCCACGGGCAGGCGCGUGCCAAGCAGGGGAAGCAGUGACGCCACCAGGUGAAGUAGAAGGAACACACUGAUUUAUAAAUGUUGAAAAUUUCCUAAUGAGUUAAACUCUCACUGGGUGUUUUUUUUUCUUUGAUGAAUGAUUACAUUAUGGCAGAAUAUGAUUUAUUUCAUCAUAAAGUUUAGUCUUUUGUAGCUUUAAAUUGUUUCAGACUAUAUACUAAGUUGAGAAUAAGUCCAUCAAAUAUUUGGUUAAAAUCUAUUAAAUUAUUUGAAAGAAGUUUGUUUUAUUUACAUUUGUAUUUAUUAGUAGAAAUUAUGUAGAAUUUUAUGUCUAAGUAAUAAUAAAGCAUCAACAAAGGGAAGGAAUUUUUGUGAAGUCAUUUCUAUACCUAUUUUUCUCUGGAAAAGAGCUUUUAAAUAAAUUUUAUC
Molecule: messenger RNA, 5230 nt
Organism: Manis pentadactyla (Chinese pangolin)
Lineage: Eukaryota; Metazoa; Chordata; Mammalia; Pholidota; Manidae
Gene: SAXO2
Product: stabilizer of axonemal microtubules 2
Exons: 4
Coding region: 2596-3660 (354 amino acids)
Biological process (GO): microtubule anchoring
Cellular component (GO): axonemal microtubule; ciliary basal body; centriole
Molecular function (GO): microtubule binding
Source: RefSeq, a predicted model, not a curated record